Molecule: messenger RNA, 3124 nt
Organism: Lagopus leucura (white-tailed ptarmigan)
Lineage: Eukaryota; Metazoa; Chordata; Aves; Galliformes; Phasianidae
Gene: QDPR
Product: quinoid dihydropteridine reductase
Exons: 7
Coding region: 56-772 (238 amino acids)
Biological process (GO): L-phenylalanine catabolic process; tetrahydrobiopterin biosynthetic process
Cellular component (GO): cytoplasm
Molecular function (GO): NADH binding; NADPH binding; 6,7-dihydropteridine reductase activity
Source: RefSeq, a predicted model, not a curated record
GCCGGGCUGUGCUGUGCUGCGUUGCCGGGCGGGCGGCAGGUUGCUGGCGGCGAGCAUGGCUGUGGCGGGCAGGGUGCUGGUGUACGGCGGUAGAGGGGCCCUGGGGUCCCAGUGCGUGCAGUACUUCAAAUCCAGGAACUGGUGGGUCGCCAGCAUCGACCUGUCCGAGAACGAGGAGGCCAGCGCCAGCGUGGUGGUGAGAGCCGCAGAGUCCUUCACCGAGCAGGCCGAGCAGGUGACAGCAGAGAUUGGAAAGCUGCUUGGUGAAGAGAAGGUGGAUGCGAUCUUAUGCGUAGCAGGAGGAUGGGCUGGAGGCAGUGCCAAAGCUAAAUCUUUGUACAAAAACUGUGAUCUGAUGUGGAAACAAAGUGUUUGGACAUCCACUAUUUCCAGUCACCUAGCCACAAAACAUCUGAAAGAAGGAGGUCUCUUGACUUUGACAGGAGCUCAAGCUGCUUUAUCUGGAACUCCAGGGAUGGUUGGCUAUGGCAUGGCUAAAGGAGCAGUGCACCAGCUGUGUCAGAGUUUGGCUGGUGCCAAUAGCGGUUUGCCAUCUGGCUCUGCUGCUGUUGCUAUUUUACCAGUUACCUUGGAUACACCAGCGAACAGGAAAUCAAUGCCUGAUGCAGAUUUCAGCUCUUGGACAUCCUUAGAAUUCAUUGCUGAAACCUUUUAUGACUGGAUAACAGGAAAGAAUCGACCGAACUCAGGGAGUCUAAUCCAGGUGAUAACUGCCAAAGGGAAGACUGAACUCGUUCCAGCACAUCUUUGAUGUCGGAUGCUUAAGACUGGAACUUCAGCAAAGGAGAAGCUAUGGAAAGUCUGUCUGCCAGCAUAAUUUGAGUGCUCAUGUGUAUCCAGUGAUUGUAACGAUGUCAUUAUUGGAAUCAAAUUUCAAGUAAUAUUUCUGUGCUGUCCAUUGUGAGCUAUCUGUGCUUAUUUACCAGAAAGUAUCAAGCAUUUGUCUCUAAAUUGAAGCUGCAGGCUUUGGAGUCUGUAGAUGUCCCAAAUCCUGAGCAUUAUAUGGUCAUUUCUCUGAAAUGGGAAUUGCAUUAAUGUUGUGUGAUCUCAUAUGUAAUGUUGGUUACUUUUCUCAGUCAGUGUUUCUAGCAAUUUACCGUGAAUCUGUCAGUUGUCUUUUCUUUCUCUGUCUGGGAAUAUAGCUCUACCCCUGCUACUAUGUUGGCUGCAGUUAUAGGAAACACUGUGAUCGUAUGUCCUAGUCUUCUAACACUUUUCUUCUGUAUGUUCUGCUGGAGUUAGUGGAACUCUAUAGGGAUUAGUAACUUGAGGAGUUCCUAAUUUGCCUUACAGUGUAUAAACUGCUGUCAGGCCUACAGUUGUAGGAUGAAACAGCAGUUUUGCCAAACGCCUUUGUGUUAGUACAUAAAUACUAGGAAAAAGUGUACACUUCUAUUUGAACAUGAAUAUUUUGUGCUAAAUAAAUAUAUAUUGUUUUACAUAUUGAACUGUAAUCCAAACAUUUGUAAUAUUUUGUUAGCUGAAUUUACAGUUCAGAAAUGGCAAAAGAAUUCAUAUUUGUCUUGCUUCCUUCCGAUCAUGCUGCGUAAAGUAGGCUUGUGUGUGAUGUAGUAGGGAUGCAGAAGGUCUGCUAAUCAUGCACAGGGGCAGGCCUUCAGAUGGAGAAAAUGUGUUCCUUAAUCCAGCUACAUUAUGUGGGAAGUUUGAUUGCAGAAUGAAAGUAUUGCUGCUGCUUCUGAGCACAGGCUUUCAUGGAACCAACAUGAAGGUUUUUUUGGGAACAUUUUGAAAAAUGAACACAUGAAGUUGUAUCAAACUAUGUGCUUAAAAAAAAAAAAAAAGUUUAUUGCAUUCUGGGUUGUGUUGAGCAUAGAUCUACUGCCAUCUAUCAGGAAACAUUUCCCCACUUCCCAACAGAAAAAAACUUACAUGUGUCCAUGCCAGUUUCAGCAGAUCGGACGGCUGUGUGAUUGCCUCUUAUUGUAUGACAGUCCCUUUACUCCUUUUGUUUUUCUGGAGAGCAUGGAGGGGAAAUCUGAUUUCCUGUCAAAUCAGUUAAGAACUGUCAAAUGAUGAAGCUGCUUUUGUUCUUAACUGGAUGACUAUCAACCAUUCUGUUUGACUUGCAAUUUCUUCAGGCUCAGAGUGCAGAUAAAAAUGGCAAGGCACUGAUGAGGAAUGAAACAUAAGGUGUUAGAUACUAUUCUGGGGAACUGAAGAGUUAUCAUACUACACACUUACGUCAUUUGAAGGCUUCUCUUUGCUAGCUAAAUUUCCAAGUUGCUUUCAGUUUGCUUGUGUUGCCUUCUUGCAAAUUUACUGAAUUGGGUCUCAGAAGUUCCUUCAAAGAACAGAUCAAACUUUGAAUUGGAAACACAGCUGGGCUCAGGUGUUUUUGUAGAACAUGCUGUGAGAGGAGACGGUAAUGCGGUGAAUGGGACUUAAGACAUGAACAGAGAACCUUUUAUUUGCUAGAGGCUACAAGGGCUCUUCAAGCAUCUUUGAAUUACAAACACAUACCUUUACUUUAAUGUUGUUAUUAACCUGGUGAAAAAAGGCAAUGGAUUUUUGUCAUGUGGCAAUAGAAUUUGAAGGUCUUAAAUAACCGACCCUGAGAUUAUACAGGGGGAGAGAUGGAAAUUGUCUUGUUUUGCUGAAGAGAUCAAAAUAUCAAAAAAAGAAAAUGAUAUGGGAUCCAUUGCACAGAUUAUUUUCUCCAUUGAAAAGAUCUGGUAGUCUUGAUAGGAAAACCUGGAGCAAAUCUGUUGUUUAUCCUUAGCUGCUUCAGGUGCCAGUGUCAGAGCUUGGAAAAUGAGUGGUGUGUACGCUAUGCUAGGGAGAGGGUUGCUAAGCCUGUGGGAAGGAAACCCAUCAGCUGCCUCUCCCCCACACCAAGGUGUAUGAAUGGACCAGCGUGGGUCUAGAAGAUGAAAAGCUGUGUCAGGAUAGCGUUGAAAAUGAAGUGUCACUAGCCCUUGGAGCUUCCAGUGCAGAGCCCUGAAUCCAUCAGGCACUGAACCAGCUACAUGUACUGCUUUCUUUCCUAGCUAAUUAAAUGAGAGGUCCCAGUUACUGUAAGAUUAUCUGUGUAAGCUCAUGAGAUGCAAUAAAUCCUUUUUGAACGUGAAUGUAACAACAGGUA